UUUAUAACGUCAUUGGUUACCCCGGAAAAUGUCAGCUGUGAAACCGGAAAUUCAUUUUGUUGUCAGUCGGAUAGUUUUGUGUGUUUGAGCGUUUGUUGUUUAUACCGAGCACUCAAUUUUUCCAGUAGCCGUCCCUUCAGUCUUUUGAUCUGCGAUAAUAGUAAAAACACUAAAUCUAUUCUACUGGAUAUCUUAUUUUAAAUAACGCGUUUUUUUUUUUCUUCAGCCAGGCAAAAGACUGCGCUAAUAUUAGCCUAGCAUUUGCGGAAUUCUUGCUAGCGUUUUUGCCAGCUCGUCGCAUAUCUACUCACUUUUUCCGAAUAAACCGUGAACUACACACAAUGGCGGUAGUCAACGAAGGUGCCCUGAAGAAAAUGUUGAAGCAAUACAAAUACAGGGACCUGAGUGUUCAAGAAAUCACCAAUGUCAUUUCUCAGUACAAAGACUUGAAGCCUGUAAUGGACGGCUAUGUGUUCAAUGAUGGCUCUACAAGGGACCUGAUGAGUUUAACAGGAACAGUACCUGUAAGCUAUAAAGGCAAUGUCUACAACAUCCCAGUGUGUCUUUGGUUGCUGGACACCUACCCAUUCAACCCUCCAAUUUGUUUUGUUAAACCUACCAGCACAAUGAUGAUCAAAACUGGUAAACAUAUUGAUGCCAAUGGAAAAAUUUAUCUACCAUAUCUACACGAGUGGAAACAUCCUCAGUCAGACCUGUAUGGUCUCAUUCAGGUAAUGAUUGUGGUGUUUGGAGAAGAGCCUCCAGUGUUUUCUCGCCCUAUCACACAAGCACCUUACCAGGCCUUCCAAGCUGCUGGACCUCCUAAUCCUUCUUAUGUACCUGGCAUGCCUGCAGUUUUACCUUAUGGCCCAAGUCCUAAUGCAGGAGGUUAUCCAGGUUAUCAAUACCCAGGGGGCAACUCCUACCCAGCUACAUCUGGUCCAACACACUACCCCACCCAAACUCCUGUGUCUACAGUGGGCUCCAACAGAGACGGAACCAUAGGUGAGGACACCAUCCGUGCAUCGCUGAUAUCUGCUGUUAGCGAUAAGCUUCGCUGGAGAAUGAAGGAGGAAAUGGACAGGGCCCAGGCUGAGUUGGAUGCCCUCAAACGAACAGAAGAAGACCUCAAAAAGGGCCAUCAGAAACUGGAGGACAUGAUCUUAAGAUUGGACAGUGAAGUGGCUGAUGUCGACAGAAACAUUGAGCUGCUGAAGCGCAAAGACGAGGAACUGAGCGAGGCCCUGGAGAAGAUGGAGAACCAGUCGGAGAACAACAACAUUGAUGAUAUCAUUGUGCCGACGGCCCCCCUGUACAAACAAAUUCUCAACCUGUACGCUGAAGAAAACGCAAUUGAGGACACCAUCUUCUACCUAGGAGAGGCUCUUCGCAGAGGAGUUAUAGACCUAGAGGUUUUUCUCAAGCACGUCCGCAUUUUGUCCAGAAAGCAGUUCCAGCUCCGCGCCCUCAUGCAGAAAGCCCGUAAGACUGCUGGCCUCAGUGACCUCUACUGAGUGACACUAGCAGAAAAACGGACAUGUCUUCAGGUCCUCUGGUUCUCUGUCCUCUCCCUCUUUCUUGGAUCCAGUCUUUAUUGGGUCACUGGGCAGUUUCAAUGUUCCUAAGAUUUGUUCAUUGACCUUGUUUAAACCAAAUGCUUGAGAGUUUUUCUAAACAAACAUACACAUUAAAGCUGUAACGAUACGAGAAUUCACGAUACGAUUUGAAUUGCGAUUCUUGAUCCACAAUUCGAUACACAAAAUGAUUUUUUUAAUGUGAAAAAAUAUUUAAAUUUCAUUAAUACUCACAUUUUACGAGGAAAAAAAUCAUCUGCAAAUUUAACACUAAUUAAUACACAAUAUAAACAAAUAAAUGAACAAUUCUCUCACCCACUCUCCCAAAAUAAUAAUAAUGAUGAUAUAUAUUUUUGUGGGGGGUUGCUUUCAUCGAAAAAUAAAGUAGGAGGGAAAAAAAAAAAACAGUUUGGCAGCUCAAAACUUGUUUUGCUGAUUUAAAAAUACUUUUUUCCAUCUUCUAAAAAAUAUGAAUGAACAAAUUAACCUCUGUCAGUGAAAAUGUCUCAAAUACCUGCAUAAACUAUGUAGCACACAUAAGUAGUUUUAAUGAAUACCUUUUUUUCUAAGUGAUUAUAGCACAUGUUGCAGACAAAUACAACAUGGGGCUUUAGGCUUUAUACAAAGUCACUUACUACGAUUAUUGACUUGAUUUUGACAAUGUUCGAGCGAUGGACGUCUUCACUUUUCUGUAAUGUUAACUAUGUGAAAUAAUUCCUCCUUUUUUGCCCUUUGUGUCAGUGCAUACAUACUGCUUAAAGCAGACCGGGGAAUUAUGCUGCCGCAGGUCUUAAACAGGGAUUUUUUUCAAUUUAAUUUUAAGCAUACUUUGGAGCUAACUUUUGUUCACUCUCUAACAUUGGAACUCAAACAAAUUUUAGACCGUUACACCGCUGUCUGCCUGUCCGCCCCAUGAGUCCGCGACAGGAAAAUCUUCUCAAGGCAGACUCUCUUAUGAAGGCAGAAGUAGUUGCCGAAACAUGUCAGGUAAUUAAAACAACCUAAAAAAAAUAGUCUUGGAUAAAUGAAAAAUUCAACUGUUCUCAAGACAGAGUUGACGUUUAUCACUUGUCAGCAACGAAACGAAUGGGCAAAUUUACAUGCGAAUGGAUGAGAUAUAUAAUGACAUUGGGAAGUGACACUCGAGGGUCUCUUUCAGGCUCGCUCCAUCUUCCUCUUUCAUGCUCUCUGCCAGCUGUUUUAUCCCUUCGUCUGGCUGUAAGACUUAACGUUUUUGCAAUCUCACAGGUCAUUUUCAAUGUCUCAGUUAGUCUUUCUGCAAGUAACCCGCAGAUGCGAAUAUUUGCACAAGAUGAAACUUCAUGAACAACCACAAUGGGAGUAAAGUAUACAGUCAUGUGAAAACAUUAGGACACCCUAUGGAAGCCUGUGUAUUUUCUAACAUAUUUGGUCAUAUGGAUAUUUAAUAGCAAUUGUAACAAUCUUGAGAGAUUCAAGUAAUAGUGCCAAACAAUUAAAACUGAAGAAAAGAUUUUCUAAAACUCUCUGUAAAAUGUAAUUUUAAAUAAAUUUAAUUUCUGUUGAAUAAAUUAGAAAACCCCCACAUUCAAUCCCACUUAAAAACACUAAAAUGACACACAGGGGUAUCGCAACAGGUGCAUUAGAACAUCAUUACCCAGUAUUUUGAAGGAGGCUUGCCUUAUUUAAACCUCACAUUUAGUUUAGUGUGCCCCUGACUGUUGGUGAGAUCAAAGGAGCUGUCUGAGGCCUUCAGAAAGAAGAUUUUAGACACUUAUGAGUCUGUUAAACAGAGAUUUCAAAAGAUCUCAUAAGAAUAUAAAAUCAGCCAUUCCACUGUCCGGAAAAAAAGUCUACAAGUGGAGGACAUUCAAAACAACUGCCAACAUGCCCAGGUCUGGCCGUCUAAGCAGGUUCACCCUGAGUGCAGACCUCAAGAUGCUAACACUAGCUAUUAGGUGGUAGGGUGUAAAUUUUUCCUCAGAAUAUGCAUUUAUGUUGAUAUAUUUGGUUUAAUGUAAAUGAGUAAAACAAUGUUAAUCUUUUCUUGUGUACCUGCAAUUAAAUCACUUUCUUUUCCAGGGAUAGAGAAAAACAAUUUCAGAUAUUGACAUUUGAACAUUUUUUCAUAAAGAACUGAUAUUUAAUGGGGUGUCCUAAUUUUUUCACAUUACUGUAUACAGCAAAACUCCCAUGUGACACAUUAAAACUGUUCAGACCAUAAGGAAACUCAGAUUUCUAUGUGUCCAAACAGCUGAAGGACGGGUGUUAAAGAUAUGAACAUUUGGUUUGGGCUUGAAGGUGUGGCAUGGUUCUGUUGUGGCACACCACGGUAAAGGAUCGUGACUCUGAGUAUUGCGAUUUCGGUUUUGAUAAGCGUAUCGUUACGGCCUUAAUACACAUACAGGUACAUGGGCUAUCUAUUAGCCAGGCCGCCUUGGUUGUUAAAUAAGCACAAAGUGUCGGGGGUUCUUGGUUAAGACACCUCCCUGAUCAUGAAAAGGUUUAGUUCUGAUAUAAAUACCGAAAGUGGUUAACCUUAAGAACACCCUUGAUUUCGUGCUGCAUGCAGCCUGAGCCACCCACAUUAAAAAGUUUUGUUUCUGUUAUGGUUAUGUUUUACUCAAUGAGUCUGUAUUGUUUUUCACUAUCGUGUUUGGUCUCUUCUCUUGCGACUUUGAUUUUACAUGUCAGCUGCUCAGGUUAGCCCUCAAAUUUUACUGUUUGGCUGCAUUACCCAAUCAUGUACAGUAGCUCUUCUACCCUAUCUAUAUUAUCUCUCUUGAUGACAUUUUUACAAAGGGCAUCUACUAUUUUUAUUUCUGCUGCCCACUGUCAUUUUUGGUGAGAUGUUAGUUGUCUGUAUAAAACAUUUUUUGUAAGGGUUUUGAGCAUUAUUGGGUACUAAUGAGACUAUUGUACUAAUCCAAUGUUAAGUUAUGACAACACCCUUCAUUUAACUAGCCUUCUACUAAAUGCACUUUGAAAUGUAUCAUAGAAUAUCUGCUGUUGUUUUUUGUUUCCAAUUAAACCAUUGAUCAUCUUUUGUAUGUGUAGAUUUAUGUAAAUCGUUCAAUUAAAAACAUCUGGUUUGAUGGAAACCUGAUGCAAGAUUUUU
Messenger RNA from Corythoichthys intestinalis (scribbled pipefish), 4671 nucleotides. RefSeq names its product tumor susceptibility 101b (gene tsg101b). The record is from RefSeq and is a predicted model, not a curated record. NCBI's taxonomy places the organism in Eukaryota, Metazoa, Chordata, Actinopteri, Syngnathiformes, Syngnathidae. Gene Ontology annotation, cellular component: ESCRT I complex. Bases 342 to 1514 code for a protein of 390 amino acids. Gene Ontology annotation, biological process: protein modification process; protein transport; endosome to lysosome transport. The transcript has 10 exons. Gene Ontology annotation, molecular function: ubiquitin binding.